Molecule: messenger RNA, 381 nt
Organism: Tricharina praecox
Lineage: Eukaryota; Fungi; Ascomycota; Pezizomycetes; Pezizales; Pyronemataceae
Exons: 1
Coding region: 1-381 (126 amino acids)
Source: RefSeq, a predicted model, not a curated record
AUGCGUUUCGAAGUCAUUCUCUCGAUCGGCUUCGCCGCUCUUGCCCUGGCCGCACCAGCGGCUCAACACGGUGAGCAUGGCCAAGGAUCCGUCACUAGAACCGUGAUCCUUCCUACCCCUACUCCCCCGAAGCCCACGCCUACGCCACCGACAUACACGCCCAAGCCGCCGAAGCCUACUACUAAGCCCCCGUCGGUUACCCCCAAGCCGCCGAAGCCGACUCCUAAGCCCCCGUCGGUCACCCCUAAGCCGCCGGAGCAUACUACUCCUAAGCCGCCAACAUACACCCCGAAGCCCCCGAAGCCUACCCCUAAGCCCACCCCCAAGCCUAGCACUACCAAGUACACCCCGAAGCCAACCCCCAAGCCGUCUCACCACUAG